AUGGGAGAUAACAGUUUGUUACUUAAAACCGUUAAAGACAUCCAAUCCUCGCUUGCUGUUCUGCCGCAAAUCCAAGCCAGUGUAAUGAGAUUGACUGAUGCAAUCAUGUCUCUAGAAGGAAAUGGACCUCUUCGACCAAGCAAUGAACAAAAGUUGACUAAUGGUAUUUCGAGCUCGCACGGUUCGCCGGAACUUUUGCCUGUCGCGGAAGCGGUUGAAAUAAAUGAGAAUGAUCUAAUAAAUCACAAGUCGCAAAAUGAGAAGGGAAUCAAUCAUAUAGAUAAGGAAAAGAAAGAUGGUUCGGUCGCUGGACCGAGUGAAAGAUCAAGGAAAAAGAUGUCUAUAACGGAAAGAAGAAAGCUCAAGAAAGAGAAAAGGAAACAGACCGUCUCCCAAGGUCAAGGAGAUUUGUUAUCAAAUGAGGAUGUAAUGGCGCAACAAUCCCAGUCGAAAACUUGUGAAUCACCGCAGAUCCAAGAAAAAUUUUUGCCGACGCGAACCACACAAAGAUCGGCGAGAAUGAUAAAUUCCGGGAGUAAUAAUAAAGAACGACAAGAUAGGAGGUUUGGUCGGGGACAGUCGAAUCAAAAUUUCAACAAUUAUUUCCAACGAGAGCGAGAGACAUUACAAAAUAACUGGGAUAAAUCUGAACCAACUUUUGAAGGAAUGAACUUGAAGCCGGAAUUAUUGAAAGGAAUUCGUGAUUUAGGAUACGAUCAACCCACCCCUAUUCAACAACGUGCUCUAACUGCAUUAUUAACUCGACAUGAUGCUGUAAUUCAAAUUCCUCGAUCCGAAGAGAGAACUUUAACAUAUGUGAUCGCCAUACUCCAGCUUAUUGACGCACGUGAUCAAUCUUGUCAGGCCAUCAUCCUUGUUCACAACAAAGAUCUGUGUUAUGCAAUUCAGGACCUCAUUAAUGUUGUGAGCAAACAUCUACAAAUUUCGUGGUCCGUUUGCGUAGGUGGAUACUCGGUGAGACAGGAUGUCGAAAAAUUACGAAACGUUGGCCAACAAAUAAUUCUGGGAACUCCCGGUAAAUUGCAUUUCGGUUAUUCACCGUUUGUAUCGCUGGCCAGUCUUAAUUCUUAUCUAAUUUCACCAAUCAUAGGUCGAUUGAUCGACCUGAUGAUUGAUCGUCGUUCAUUCGACGCUUCGCGCGUCAGGAUGGUGGUCGUUGAAGACUCGUGUAUCAUGUUCAAUAGUACCUUUCGUUCUCAGGCUUUGGACAUUAUUCAUCGUUCACCAAGUAGAGCCCAAAGAAUUCUCAUGACCACGGCAACAACAUUUACACUUGCCGAUGUCAAAAAUCGAUUGGCGAAGAACGCUCACAUUGUUGUAAAUGAUGUACAUAUGAGUGAAGGAUUACAAUUAUACUACAAACUCGUGGAAAAAGAGGAAGAAAAAUUAAAUGCUCUUUGUGAACUUUUCAAAAUGUUGGAAUUCGAAAAAUCGAUUAUCUUUUGCGACAAUGCCGAGAGAGUGGAUUGGCUAGCUGACAAGUUAACAACUCUAUUCGAACAUAUGAAUGUAUUUUCCAUGCAUUCAAUGACCAAACAAUCAGAAAGGCACGAUAUUGUCAAAUCCUUUUGGAAUGUGAGCCCUGCUAUUAUUGUUACUACCGAUAGCUUUGCAGCAGUACUUGCUUUUCAACCGGUCAAAUAUACCAUUCACUUUGAUUUACCAUUCAAAAAGGAAGAUUAUCAUGAUCGGAUUUGUUGUAGUGGUGGAUACGGUUUACCCGGUACUGUUGUCAACCUUCUGGUCAAAGGUCACUUGUAUGAUCUCGGGUCCCUAGAACGGUAUUAUAAAAUACAAAGUCAAGAACUUCCG
Acaulospora morrowiae is the source of this 1833-nucleotide messenger RNA. Lineage: Eukaryota; Fungi; Glomeromycota; Glomeromycetes; Diversisporales; Acaulosporaceae. The record is from the annotation of a GenBank genome assembly.